AUGUGGUGAAGGUCUCGAGCAUUGGGCUGGAGGUUCCAUUCCCGCUUGGGUUUAGCGCGAGCAGAACUUGCCCCUCCGCGCCCCUCCCACCCUUCCCAUCCUCCAUUUUUUUCACCCGCCCAGGAUUUAACCCACCCGCGUCCCAACGUCUGAAGGUCUCUUCCUUUCGAUUUUGUCUUCGUGCCCUUGUUUUCCCCAAGUCCAUCAACCACCAACCUCGAUACCCUCAUCCUCUUUCUGCAACGCAGUCCACAAAUCAGCCAAAAUGCUUAUUUACUCUGAUAUCAUCACCGGCGACGAGAUCAUCUCGGACUCCUACGACCUCAAGGAGGUCGAUGGCAUCGCCUAUGAGGUCGACUGCGCCAUGAUUGAGGAGGGCGCCGUCCAGGUUGACAUUGGUGCCAACGCCUCCGCCGAGGAGGCCGACGAGGGCCUUGAGGACACUUCCGUCAAGGUCAACAACGUUGUCCACUCCUUCCGUCUCCAGAGCACCCAGUUCGACAAGAAGGGCUACCUCGUCUACCUCAAGGGCUACAUGAAGUCCGUCAAGAACGCCCUCAAGGAGCAGGGCAAGUCUGACGAGGAGAUCAAGGACUUCGAGACCAAGGCCAGUGCCUUCGCCAAGAACGUCAUCCUCGCCAAGUUCAAGGACUGGGAGUUCUACACCGGCGAGUCCAUGAACCCCGACGGCAUGGUUGUCCUCCUCAACUACCGCGAGGACGGCACCACCCCUUACGUCGUUGUCUGGAAGCACGGCCUCAAGGAGACCAAGGUCUAAAUUACGCGUUUUUGUCUUAGCGGCGCAAUUUGGAUCGGGCCUGUGGUUUUCGGGAAACAAAAUACAACGAAUUUCUGAAACGAUAUCCCCCAAAUUUCUCUUCUUCUUGAGUUUACGAUGAUAUGGAGCCAUAAAACCAAAACAUGAAUCGACGACCUUUGAAAGUAUCUAAUAAACGCGCUUUCCGCAUCACUGUGACAGCUUCCUAGCUCUGAUGGAUAAACGCGCUAUUGGCUGUUGGUAAAACUGGUCAGCUCUCACAAGACAAUUACGCUCCUUAUGAUUCUCGAACUCGGCCUACGUUAGUAAAUGGACGUGCCAUUGAGAUGAUACAACAUGAUAGGACGCCCGUCCUCAGCCAGUUUCCUUGUCCCUAUAUGACGCUAUCAUGCAUGUGACUGAGAACCUUGGUGUCCAUUCUUUCCUAUCCUAUCCUAUCCUAUCC
Molecule: messenger RNA, 1223 nt
Organism: Neurospora hispaniola
Lineage: Eukaryota; Fungi; Ascomycota; Sordariomycetes; Sordariales; Sordariaceae
Product: translationally-controlled tumor protein
Exons: 3
Coding region: 266-778 (170 amino acids)
Cellular component (GO): cytoplasm
Molecular function (GO): calcium ion binding
Source: RefSeq, a predicted model, not a curated record